AAUUUAAUAUCUAAUUUUGAAGAUUGCUUAUAAACAAAAAUCAUCUUUAUAAAUUAUUUUCAUUAAUUAUAUUACAUUAUAAUAACGUUUAUUGUAACAUACCGAAUUCUAUCACAGCUCAUAAUUAUCUUUUAAAUUUUUAAAUAUUGUAAACGUUAAUUUAUUUAGUGAUUUGAAUUAUUAUCAUGUGUUACAGUUAUGUAUCCCAGUUGUCGGGUUAUAAAAAAUGUCAAAAGAAAAUUGCUAUUUUUGCUUUUGAUUUUAAAUAAAUAUUUGUUAACUGUUAACAAAUAUUUAUUAACAUUUAAUAAAUCGUAUUUAAUAAAUAAUUGAUUAACUGGUAAUAAAUAUAUAUUAAAUCCCAUGAUGUUAAAAAAUCACUUAUUAACAGUUAAUAAAGCUCAUUAAAUGUAUAAACAAAUCCUUCUAUCAAUAUCACUGUAACUAUACGGAAAUCAUAUAUGAAUCAUAUAUAACUAUAAAUGAAUCAUAUAUAAUUAUAUAUGCAUUUUGUGAUUAUUAUAAAAUGUUCUCUAUUUUCAUCUCAGAGUCUGCUACUCCAAUGAUUAAUAAUCUUUUAAACUAUAGUUUUUUGUGGAUGAAAUAAUGGAACUGUAUUAAUUAAUUUAACUUAUGAAAAUCGAUUAUAUAUUCGAUUCUCAUUAGUUGUAGAUAUUUCAAACUUUACUAUUUCAGUAAGUCUUGUAGGCACUCGGGUAGUGUGUUAGUUUUUAAAUCGUCAGGUCCCCGGUUCGAUCCCCGCUCACGGUAAAUUUUUUUUAUUUUUAUAGAAAUAAUUAUAUAUAAUUAUAUCUAAUUAUAUAUGAUUAUGUAUGAUUAGAUCUGGCCAAUUUUCAGGUCUAAUUAUAUAUAAGUGAUUAUAUAUAACUAUAUAUGAUUAGGCAAAUUCAUUUUUUCCCGGGUUGGAAAGGUUUAAAAAAUUAAAAAAAAAGUUUUUAUAUAAAAUUUUUAUUAUAAAAAUUUAAUUUUUUACUAGCUCUAGCCCGCGACUUCGCUCGCAUGCUAAAUGGCGUUGAAGUAGCUAGAUUUUGAAAUUUUUCGACAAACAAUUUUUUUAUUUUUCGUAAAAAAUAAAUUUUUUUUUUCUAAAUAAAAAGUAUCCUAUGUUACUUCUAAUACAUCCAAGAAUAUGGGUACAAAGUUUCAUGAUGAUCGGUUGAGUAGUUUUCGCGUUAAAGCGUAACAAACAAACUUACAUUCACAUUUAUAAUAUUAGUAGGGAAGUGGGGAUUCCUAUUUUUCGCAGAAGAAACCGAGCUUGUAAUGACAUUGUACAUCAUCCAUUCCCAAUUUAUUUAACAAACUACCACACUUUUGAUAGCUAGGGGAGCUCGGUUGUCGUUAACUGUUAACAAAUAUUUAUUUAAAAAUCUCCAAGACAAAAAUUUCGUUCCUGAAGUAACUCAUUUUCUAAAAGUCAGUAGGAUAUAGCCUAAAUUUUCUUAAUGUCAUCUACAGCGAUAGUCGUUCUUAUUUAACUAAUUCGGAACAGAUAUACCAACACAAGGCCGAUGUUACUUAGCCCGAUAUUGAUAGUAGCUAUGCUGAGUUUUGGGUAUUUCCCAAUGGAAACAAAUUAUCGUGGGUGGAUAUCAUUGUAUAAUAGAAAUUACCGGAUGCUUAAUGAGAUAAAGUAUAGCGAAAUCAAUUAAAACAGAACUGAGGGUGCUUCAUUCAGUUUUGGACAGCAGAACCGCGAUGUCGCCAAAAAAAAUAGUGACCUUCCUGUGGGUUGUCAUUCUGGGUGUUGCAUGGAUCGAGGCAAGGCCAGAAAAGGAUACGACCUUUCUUGAUUUGAUUCGUUCAAUACCCAAAACACUCGCUUCGAUAGCUAAUAAAUUGACAUUACGAUCGCCGACAAUUGCAACACCUGCUAAAAAUCUAACGUCGGGGGAAGACUUUUCCGACGAUACAUCGCCAUCUUUAAUGUCUACUAUGGAAGAUAAAUACACUGAAGAAACAACGCUGUACGUAACGUCUACUAUGGAAGAUAAUGAGACUGAAGAAACAACGCUGAACGUAACGUCUACUAUGGAAGAUAAUUACACUGAAGAAACAACGCUGAACGUAGAUUCUACUAUGGAAGAUAAUAACACUGAACAAAAAACGCUGAACGUAACAUCUACUAUGGAAGAUAAUGAGACUGAAGAAACAACGCUGAACGUAACGUCUACUAUGGAAGAUAAUUACACUGAAGAAACAACGCUGAACGUAGAUUCUACUAUGGAAGAUAAUAACACUGAACAAAAAACGCUGAACGUAACAUCUACUAUGGAAGAUAAUGAGACUGAAGAAACAACGCUGAACGUAACGUCUACUAUGGAAGAUAAUGACACUGAAGAAACAACGCUGAACGUAACGUCUACUAUGGAAGAUAAUUACACUGAAGAAACAACGCUGAACGUAACGUCUACUAUGGAAGAUAAUUACACUGAAGAAACAACGCUGAACGUAACGUCUACUAUGGAAAAUAGCUUCUCUGAAGUAACUUUGUCAUCACCAACGCCAUCUGAUGAAGACUUCUACUCAGAGGAACCUGCAUUAUCAUCAACUCCAACUGUUACAGAACAAUCUACUUCGAAGAAAGAUGAACUCGCUGCAGAAUCUAUGUUAACUAUGCUAGUUAGUUGCGUCAGUGUUGGUGUCAUUGUAUCGCUCGCCGCACUUGCUGUUGAGGUUAAAAAAUAUUAUUCCUCGCGUAGAUUAUCCUAUCCACCUAGCGUAAUAGAUCAAACUACGGUAGAAUUGCAAAUAAUGCAUCCAAUUUCUUAA
Pieris napi is the source of this 2793-nucleotide messenger RNA. RefSeq lists its product as uncharacterized. The record is from RefSeq and is a predicted model, not a curated record. The transcript has 2 exons. Lineage: Eukaryota; Metazoa; Arthropoda; Insecta; Lepidoptera; Pieridae. The coding region runs from base 1720 to 2793 and encodes 357 amino acids.